Molecule: messenger RNA, 3069 nt
Organism: Trifolium pratense (red clover)
Lineage: Eukaryota; Viridiplantae; Streptophyta; Magnoliopsida; Fabales; Fabaceae
Product: mediator of RNA polymerase II transcription subunit 4-like
Exons: 3
Coding region: 1474-2685 (403 amino acids)
Biological process (GO): regulation of transcription by RNA polymerase II
Cellular component (GO): mediator complex; core mediator complex
Molecular function (GO): transcription coregulator activity
Source: RefSeq, a predicted model, not a curated record
AAAAAAACUAUGACAUGUUGAAAACUUAAACUCUUUUACUCUGUUUCUUUGUCUCUGCCACCGUUGUGACGCAUUGAAUCUGUAGUUUGUGACAAAAGGUUUCGCCUUUUAUCCCCAAUUCUCCACUCCACCGCCGUCGCCAACCGUCACCAACUUCUACGGAGCUUCUUCUCAUUCUGAAACAAUCAAACCAAAGGGCAAGGCUACAAAGAUGAGAUCUACUCUCCCCGGACUCCACUUGAUGGGAGCCUUGUGCAUUGGCUGCCCCUAAUUAAAUAAUGACAUGAACACUUCAUUUCGCAAAUGGAAACCUCAAAUUCUCGUACACGUCCCUUCAUUUUUUCCAUGGCCUUUUUUAUGGCAUGCAUACUUUCCUUAAAAGCUGAUCACUCCUUCACAAUGCGAAGGAGUUGUCAGAUUUUAAGGAAAAGUGUUUGGCAUAGAAAAGGCCAUUGAAAAAAUGAAGUCACGUGUAUGAGAAUUUGAUAUUUCCAUUUACAUAAUGAAGUGUUCAUGUCAUUAUCUAAUUAAUGGCCAGACUACAAUUUUUAUGGUGAUACUUAGUUUAUGUCUCGACUCUUAAAGUGAAUGUGACUUUGCUUUUUUCAUUUGUAAUCUGAACAUCCUUGGUCGUGUAGUCCUUUGAUGCUAGACCAUUUUGUCUAUGACUUGAAAUAAUUGUCCUUCAGUGAUCUCAUUGUGUUGCUGCAUGGAACAUAAUGAAUCAGUAGGUUAUAUGUUUGUAUAUCUUUCAUUUUUAUGGUAGUGAAUUCAAUGACUCUGAGUAUGCUUAUCAAAAAAAAAAAAUGACUCUGAGUAUGAUAAGUUGUAUCUUUUAUAUGCAUAUCAUAUUUACUAUAAUAUAAAGGAUGAUGAGGAUUAUUUAUUACCAACAAACUAAUUGGUGCCAGAAUAUGAUUGAGAUAUGGUGUUGGCUAAGCUAAUCAAUUUAAUGAUGGGAUCUUUUUUUGAAAACUUAGGGCCCAUUUAAUGGCCUAUUCUACAGGGAUUUGUGGGCCUUUUGGCCCAUGGGCUUUUCUAUGGCUACAAUUUUUUACUUGAUUCACAAGAUCAUAGUUGAGUCGUGUGAUGUGGGCUAAAUUGACAAUUCUACUUGGAUUUUGUAAUUAUAUACUCUGGUAACUUUGCCUUUGUUCUGUGCCUUAAUCCAUGUCUCCCUAAGCUGUCAAUUUCUAUGCUUGGAUUCAUGCACUUGGUUGGUUAUAUAUAAGUCUUUUUUUAUCAGCAAGGUUAUAUUAUAAGUCAUUUGAUAAAUUGAUAUACUUACUUUCAGUCUUGGAUUUUAGUCUUAAAAAAAGUAGGAUAUAAUUUAGGUGGCAUGUUGUAAUAUACUGAAUGCUUGUUCUUAUACAUUCUAUUGCACAGGUGAAUUAGUGGGUGCCUCAAGCGCUUAUGUUCCCUUCAUUGGAGAUAUAGAAGAGUACUAAAAAGCACAAGAAUCAUCGACACAAAAUGCUUCAACACCAAAUUGUGCAGUCCCCUGCUAGGCUAGGCCUAACAAACCCUAACUCACCAUUGAUUCCAAACCCUACCCCUCCAAAGCUCCCUCCUUUACAGACCACUCAUCACCACCAAGACCGCCAUACAGCAGCCCCUUCUGCUGCUCUACUCUCUCUUCUCCCACCCCUCCCUAGAGCACAAGCACUUCUUGUUCAAAUGGCUUCCUUAUCUUCGAAGCUCUUUGAAGUAUCACCCAACAAGUCACUUUGGGUUAGUGCAUUCCGUGGAUCACUCCCAACCUUCCUUUCUUCCCAAGGCCAACCACAUUCUUCUGCAUCACUCGAUUCUUCUCCUUCUUCCAUCAAAGAAAUCCUUUCACUUUUCUCCAUCCUUCAAAUCCAAAUCUUUGAAGCUGUUUCCGAACUCCAAGAAAUUCUUGAUCAACAAGAUGCCAAGCAGAAGAUCGACCAGGAAAUUUGCUCAAAAGAUUCGUCACUUCUUGCAUUUGCCAACAAACUCAAAGAUGCUGAGAGGGUACUUGACAUUCUUGUUGAUGAUUACUCUGAUUAUCGAAGCAACACCAAGAGAUUAAAAUUAGGAGAUGGAAGUGAAGAUGAUUCUUUGACUACCUCUUCAGUAUCUUCUAAGCUGAAGUUGUCAGAUAUAUUAUCGUAUGCGCAUCGAAUAAGUUAUACAACCUUUGCACCACCAGAAUUUGGAGCAGGGCAGGCUCCUCUCCGCGGUGCACUUCCACCUGCACCGCAAGACGAGCAAAUGAGAGCUUCACAGUUAUAUAAUUUUGCAGACCUUGAUAUUGGAUUACCCAAAGAAGUUGAUACAAAGGAGAAAACAAUUGAGGCUAUUAUUGAGCCUCCACCUCUACAGCCUGUGGAUACCAAUUCACUUGCAAAUUUGCCUGGAAUUCAAGGACUGCUACCCCCAAAUUUUACUAUUCCACCUGGCUGGAAGCCUGGAAUGCCUGUACAAUUGCCUAUUGAUAUACCAAUUAAACCCCCAGCUGGGUGGAAACCAGGGGAUCCUGUGGCGUUGCCUCCUAUGGAUUCCCUUCCAGUACAAAGAUUUGACGAACAACAGUUACGCCCUCAUGUUCCUCAGCUAAAGCAGCCAGAAAUUAUUCAAGUGGCACCAGUUAAUUUGGAUCUUGGAGGAAGUGAUAGUAGUGAUUAUAGUAGUGAUGAUGCCAGCACUGAUGAUGAAGAUUGAGCUGGUCUUGAAAACUAUCUUCUCGAAUCGGUUAAUGUACAGAUCAAGCGCAGGAGGGCCACAUUUAGCAGGGUAAAAUGCUGAGAAGGCUAAGCAGCUGGGAAAGCAGUUCAAGCAUACUUGGUCAUCUGGCUAUAUCGCUCAAUUUGAGAACAUAACCCAUUGUCCAUUAACAACCAACCGAUUUUCUUUAUUUACUUAUUAUACUUCUUCAUUUCAAACUCAAUGGCAGCAGAAGAUUAAUGUAAUUAGUUCAUUCUGACAUUAUGUUUGUAACUAUUAUUCUCAUGGUUUCUGGAUUUUGUAUAGAGGCUAAUGAGUUUAUUGUCUUGGUGUGAUAAACAUCCAAAUAAAAGAAAUAAUAGGCUGAUGGUUUCUUUAUUA